Molecule: messenger RNA, 5313 nt
Organism: Dromiciops gliroides (monito del monte)
Lineage: Eukaryota; Metazoa; Chordata; Mammalia; Microbiotheria; Microbiotheriidae
Gene: PLCB4
Product: phospholipase C beta 4
Exons: 39
Coding region: 185-3805 (1206 amino acids)
Biological process (GO): phosphatidylinositol-mediated signaling; lipid metabolic process
Molecular function (GO): calcium ion binding; phosphatidylinositol-4,5-bisphosphate phospholipase C activity
Source: RefSeq, a predicted model, not a curated record
UGACUAAAGAGCUGUGAUUGCAGUUACACUUUGCAACCUUAGAUCAAUAGUGUUCUGAAGAGCUUGCUUCUGAGUUGAAGUACCAAACCAUUCUCCGUUAUUUCAGAGAAGAAGUUCUCAUCCACUUGACUAAUUAGAAGAUCAGUCCCAGUUCAUCAAGAGCUGCUUUGUUUUGGUGAUAAGCAUGGCCAAACCAUAUGAAUUUAACUGGCAAAAGCCAGUUUCCCCAUUUAUACAGGAGGGAGCCAUUUUUGACAGAUAUGAAGAGGAGUCCUUUGUAUUUGAACCUAAUUGCCUCUUCAAAGUGGAUGAAUUUGGCUUCUUUUUGACCUGGAAAAGCGAAGGCAAGGAAGGACAGGUGUUAGAAUGUUCCCUGAUCAACAGCAUUCGUUUUGGAUCUGUACCAAAGGAUCCCAAAAUCCUAGCAGCUCUUGAGGCUUUUGGAAAAUCAGAGAGUGACCUGGAGGGGAGGAUAGUUUGUGUCUGCAGUGGCACUGACCUGGUUAAUAUCAGCUUCACUUAUAUGGUGGCAGAAAAUCCAGAAGUUGCUAAGCAAUGGGUAGAAGGGUUAAGAGCCAUCAUACAUAAUUUUAGAGCUAACAAUGUUAGUCCAAUGACAUGCCUCAAGAAACAUUGGAUGAAAUUGGCAUUUAUGACAAACACAAAUGGUAAAAUUCCAGUUAGGAGUAUUACAAGAACCUUUGCAUCAGGUAAAACAGAAAAGGUGAUUUUUCAAGCACUUAAGGAGUUAGGUCUUCCCAGUGGAAAGAAUGAUGAAAUCGAGCCUGCAGCAUUUACUUAUGAAAAGUUUUAUGAGCUAACACAAAAAAUUUGUCCUCGGACUGACAUCGAGGACCUCUUUAGGAAAAUCAAUGGAGACAAAACUGAUUAUUUAACGGUAGACCAAUUAGUGAGCUUUCUAAAUGAACAUCAACGAGACCCUCGACUGAAUGAAAUUUUAUUCCCAUUCUAUGAUACAAAAAGGGCAAUGCAGAUAAUUGAGACUUAUGAGCCUGAUGAUGAGUUGAAGACAAAAGGGCUCAUAUCCAGUGAUGGGUUUUGCAGAUAUUUAAUGUCAGAUGAAAAUGCACCAGUCUUCCUUGACCGCCUGGAACUGUACCAAGAAAUGGAUCAUCCUUUGGCCCACUAUUUUAUCAGUUCUUCCCAUAACACAUAUCUCACAGGACGUCAGUUUGGUGGGAAAUCUUCCGUGGAAAUGUACAGACAAAUCCUCUUAGCUGGAUGCAGAUGUGUUGAACUAGAUUGCUGGGAUGGGAAAGGAGAAGAUCAAGAGCCAAUAAUAACUCAUGGAAAAGCAAUGUGUACAGAUAUUCUCUUUAAGGAUGUGAUUCAAGCCAUUAAGGAAACAGCCUUUGUUACAUCAGAGUAUCCUGUCAUUCUGUCCUUUGAAAAUCACUGCAGCAAAUAUCAACAGUACAAGAUGUCCAAGUAUUGUGAAGAUCUAUUUGGGGAUCUCCUGUUGAAACAAGCACUUGAAUCACAUCCACUCGAACCAGGAAGACCAUUACCAUCCCCUAAUGACCUCAAAAGAAAAAUAUUGAUAAAAAACAAACGACUGAAACCUGAGGUGGAGAAAAAACAGCUUGAAGCUUUAAAAAGUAUGAUGGAAGCUGGAGAAUCAGCAGCCCCAGUAAAUAUCUUAGAAGAUGAUAACGAAGAAGAAAUAGAAAGUGUUGAUCAAGAAGAGGAAGCUCACCCAGAAUACAAAUUUGGAAGUGAACUCUCUGCUGAUGAUUUCAGUCAAAAGGAAGCUGUUGCAAAUAGUGUAAAGAAGGCUGCAGAAGACCUUGAACAUGAAAACAAUAAAAAGGGAUUAGUUACCGUGGAAGAUGAGCAGGCGUGGAUGGCAUCCUACAAAUACGUGGGCGCUACAACCAAUAUUCACCCGUAUUUAUCCACUAUGAUCAACUAUGCCCAACCUGUAAAGUUUCAGGGCUUCAAUGUAGCAGAAGAACGUAAUAUUCAUUACAACAUGUCUUCUUUUAAUGAAUCCGUUGGACUAGGUUACUUGAAGACGCAUGCAAUUGAAUUUGUGAAUUAUAAUAAACGGCAAAUGAGUCGGAUUUACCCCAAGGGAGGCCGAGUGGAUUCCAGUAAUUACAUGCCUCAGAUUUUCUGGAACGCUGGCUGCCAGAUGGUGUCAUUGAACUAUCAAACCCCAGAUUUAGCGAUGCAAUUGAAUCAGGGAAAAUUUGAAUAUAACGGAUCAUGCGGGUACCUUCUCAAACCAGAUUUCAUGCGACGGCCAGAUCGAACAUUUGAUCCUUUCUCUGAAACACCUGUAGAUGGUGUUAUUGCAGCAACUUGUUCAGUGCAGGUCAUAUCAGGGCAAUUCUUAUCUGAUAAGAAAAUCGGUACGUAUGUAGAAGUGGAUAUGUACGGUUUGCCCACAGACACUAUACGUAAGGAAUUCCGGACGCGUAUGGUUAUGAACAACGGUCUCAAUCCUGUUUACAAUGAGGAAUCAUUUGUAUUCCGAAAGGUAAUCCUCCCAGAUCUGGCUGUCUUGAGAAUAGCAGUGUAUGAUGACAACAACAGGCUGAUUGGUCAAAGAAUCCUUCCCCUCGAUGGCCUACAGGCAGGCUACAGGCACAUUUCUCUUCGAAAUGAAGGGAACAAACCAUUAUCACUGCCAACUGUUUUCUGCAACAUUGUGCUUAAAACAUAUGUGCCCGAUGGUUUUGGAGAUAUUGUGGAUGCUUUGUCAGACCCAAAGAAAUUUCUUUCUGUAAUGGAAAAGAGAGCAGAUCAAAUGAGAGCAAUGGGUAUUGAAACUAGUGAUAUAGCUGAUGUGCCAAAUGACACUUCCAAGAAUGACAAGAAAGGAAAAGCCAAUAAUGCUAAAGCCAACGUAACUCCUCAGAGCAGCUCUGAACUCAGACCAACCACCACCUCAGGCCUUGGGGCGGGAGUAGAAGGGAAGAAAGGUAUUGAACUUAUUCCUCAAGUGAGGAUAGAAGACUUAAAACAAAUGAAGGCUUACUUGAAACACUUAAAGAAACAACAGAAAGAGCUAAAUUCUUUAAAGAAGAAACAUGCAAAGGAACACAGCACCAUGCAGAAGUUACACUGUACACAAGUUGACAAAAUUGUGGCUCAAUAUGACAAGGAAAAGUUGUCUCAUGAGAAAAUCUUAGAGAAAGCAAUGAAGAAGAAGGGAGGAAGUAAUUGUCUUGAAAUGAAGAAAGAAACUGAAAUUAAAAUUCAGACAUUAACAUCAGACCAUAAAUCUAAGGUAAAAGAGAUUGUAGCCCAGCAUACGAAAGAGUGGUCAGAAAUGAUCAAUACCCACAGUGCUGAGGAGCAAGAAAUCCGGGAUCUCCACCUCAGCCAGCAGUGUGAUCUCCUGAAAAAAUUGCUGAUCAACGCUCAUGAGCAGCAGACUCAGCAGCUGAAGCUUUCCCAUGACAGAGAAUGCAAGGAAAUGCGUGCCAAUCAGGCCAAGAUUUCCAUGGAAAACAGCAAAGCCAUCAGCCAAGACAAAUCAAUCAAAAAUAAGGCAGAAAGAGAGAGGAGAGUCAGGGAACUAAACAGCAGUAACACUAAAAAGUUUUUGGAAGAAAGAAAGAGACUCGCAAUGAAACAGUCUAAAGAAAUGGAUCAGUUGAAAAAAGUUCAACUUGAACAUCUAGAAGUCCUGGAAAAACAGAAUGAGCAGCUUUUGAAAUCCUGUCAUGCAGUGUCUCAAACACAAGGCCAAGGAGAUGCAGCAGAUGGUGAAAUUGGAAGCCGAGAUGGACCGAAGACCAGCAACAGUGGUGUGAAACUCCACAACCCCAACUGAAAACCUCAUAGUGUCAAAAUGUCACCCCCAAACUGCAGACCCCUAUACAAUGAGGACUAAAACCAUUUUCUUUGAUUUGUUAUUUCCCCCUUCUGUUAAGGCAAGAUAUUGCCUAAGACCAUGGCGAAUAUGUAAGAGUCACAUAUUUCAGUUUUAACUUUUUGAGUACUGAAGAACCCUUGUCAAAUAGGAGCCGUUACUGUUGUAACAACCUGUCUUUCCAAUGAGGCACACAGUUUAACCAUUUGUAAUCCUAUUUGUUUGUUCAGCAUCAUCACAAGAAAACGAGCUUGGUAUUAAACACCCUGCUUUGUGAUGUACUAGGACAGGUUUGAACUACAAUAAAAAUCAUGCAGAAACAGCUGAAAAAUGCAUGCAUCGGAAAACUUCUUUCUGCAAAUUCAUCAGCAGAAAUUAUAUGAUGACAUAUCAAUAACUUUACAGGAUAUUCCUUACAUCCAAGUUACCUCAUUAGUAAGUGCCAUAUCUUCAUCUUGCCGAAAGAAGCCAAUUUCCUGUAAAAGUUGUUGACAUGGUUAAACGAUGGAAAAUCCAAGACAGCCAUGUGUGCCAAAAUUCAUCAGUGCUCAAAGGUUAAAGGAAUUGUGUGUUAGGCCCUUUAAGAAAAGUUUACAUCAAACAUUGCUUUAUAGGAUUUGCAUUUUGAUCUUACGGCUGCAGAUUCCCACUAUUACAAUUCAUUAUUGUAUCUUAAAGAUUGUGAAAUGGGUAUUAGCAAAAGUUUGUAACUGUGAAAAUGUAUAAAGUAUUUAUACACUUAAAUUCACAAUAUUUUAGAAAAAUCACCUAAAUGUUGCCACAUGACAAGAGUAGUGAGCAAGAUUACUAGACCUGUAUUUGCAUGACACAAGCACCAAUGAUGACUACAAAUGUGUGCGACCACAUUCAUUCUCUUACCAAGUAAAUGCUGAUUAAAUGUAUGGCACAGAAUAGCGUUUGAUUAAUUAUCAAGACUUUUAGCAAAAUGAAAAAAGCAUAUAUAUAUAUAUAUAUAUGUAUAUAUAUAUGCACAUAUAUGUGUGUAUAUGAAUUAUGUGGGCAUUCUUGAUACUUCAAGUUCUAGUUUAAAAAGAAGUACAUAACUAAUUUAAUUUUACACAAAAAUAUUUAUGCAGAUUUUCAGAAUUUCAUAUCAGGAAAUAACCUUUUUAUGUCUGUUAAAUAUUAAAAAAAGAAACCAAUUUGCUACAGUGUUAAUCUGCAUGGGCUUAACGCCUGCUGUAGUUAUAUUGCAGAACAGUGCAUGAAAAGCAUUCCAUUUGGAAUUUUACCAUGCUACCAGCCAAUACAAAUGGGACUGCAUGGAAACCUGAUAGUUUAGAACCAAUCAGAUUCCUGAUUUUAGUACACGAAGCACUUAUUGAAUUGUUGCAUAUGCUUGUACAAACUGAUUCUGUGUAUUCCUAUGAACAAAACAGAUGGCAAAAUAAAAUGAUGCUACCAUCAAUCUUGAAAUUAAACUUUCAACUUCUCUAAUAAAAAGUUAA